CAUGUCAUUUUCGUUAAAAGCAUUAGAAUAUGAGCAAGUCGAGAGAUUAGUAGGACUCCUGAACAAACAGCUCCCUCUACAUGGAUGUGGAAACUUCCCCACCCUGGAGGUUACCCUGGAAGCAAUGGUAAGAGCUGUCAAGUCCUCCCUACAAGAACAAGGUGUAGAAUUAAGAGAUGUCAGGUUAAACGGAUCCGCAGCAAGCUACGUGGUGGCAGACUCAAACAUUGACACUUACAACGAUGUGGAUCUUAUUUUCGGAGUCAAUUUGGAUGAAGCAGAUAGUUUCAAGCGUGUUAAGGAGGCUGUUGGAGAGAGUCUAUUGAAACUUCUUCCUGAGCAGGUGUCCAAAAUGCGACUGAGAUCCAAGAUGAUGGUUGACGCGUAUGUGAACAAAAUGGUAAAGGUGGCCCAAGGGAACGACUGUUGGUCUCUCAUGUCUCUACAUAACGAGGGGGGCUGCAAUGUUGAACUCAAGUUUGUAGAUAAGAUGAGGAGACAGUUUGAGUUCUCCGUGGACAGUUUCCAGAUUUACCUGGACCCCCUCCUCUACUACCAGACCCACUCUACCGUGGACAUGUCCAAAACUUUCUACCCCACAGUGUACGGAGUCAGCUUGUAUGGAGAUUUCGAGGAAGCGGCAGGGCACUUGAAGGAGCACUGGAUAGACACGAUCCAACCAGAGGAGAUCCGAGGAGGAGGACUCCUCAAGUACGCCAGGCUCCUUGCUUCAGGGUACAAACCUCUCUACCCUGCCAAACUGGCCAGGAUGGAACGGUACAUGUGCAGCCGGUUCUUCAUUGACUUCCCUGACAUCGACAAACAAGGUGAAGUGAUAGAGAAGUACCUGGUGGGGCACUGCAGUGCGAGUCGUGGCACAGUGGAGUGUGCACGUGCACGCUACACAUACCUCAUGGUGCUACACCGCGUCAUCGAGCAAAGCACCGUGUGUCUGAUGAGCCACGAGCGACGACAGACCCUGCGGUUCAUCACUCAGGCCGCGUGUGCAUGUCUGAAGCAAGCGAACGCCAACUCCACCAGCCCCUCCAGCAUGAGCAGCUCCUCCUCCUCCUCUGCAUGCAGUUCUCCCGUCAAGAACCUUAACUUCAGGUCCAGGCGGCACUACAACAGCAACAACAGGGACUAUAAGACGUGUUACCAAGGUAACAAAGACUAUAAGAGUCGCAUAUCACCCACGGCCCUCCCCUUCAUCCCCGGCCAGCUCCUGUACAGAUGUCAGAGUUAGCUGACAUGUCAUAAUAUAGACUUUCAGACAAAUUGGGGCGGGCCACGCCGUCUUCUAGCGCAGGGUCUGGGUCACACCGCCCACGUGUCAUACAGCCGGGGUCGCGCCCACGUGCGGUACAGCGCAGCACAUCUAGCGUUCAGGGUUGCCAGCAAAUAAACCUUUAAAGAACAGCAUCUUACAAGGUUUCCUUUCAAGUGGUUUAAGAAUGUUGGUUUAAAAAGGCUCCUAUAAAGAGGACUUUAAAAACCUUAAAUUUUAUUUUUGACGACCCUCAAAAAACAGACGGCCCUAAACAGCCUUUAUACCCUGAAAAUUGCUGGUGACCCCAGUUCCCGCGUAGCUGUGUGGCACGUCAUGUGACCGAAUCGGGAAACUGUGCUAGAAAACGGCUCAAAAGGCACUGGUCUGCCGAUAAAAGAACUUGAAUUUAACAUAAUGGAGUUUUUAAAUCAUUUUAAAAUGUGGUGAAAGCUUCUUUGUUACAUGUGAUUUAAAUUUUAAUUUGCGGACAGAAAAUGUAUAUAAUAUAAAAACAAAAAAUGCUAAAAACUGUUUUAAAUGUCUUUUGAAAUAAAAUCUUGAUUGAUACGGAGUAAUGGUGCAAUUAGGUACUAAUUGAUUAGUAAUUAAUUACUAACGUGGUUCCAAAUUUUCAUUUGUACUGAUCAUCGUACACGGCUAGGCGUAUUUAAUAAUACUAAAAUAGAACUUUCAGCCAUAACUAUUUGGAAACAAAUAUUUGGUAACAAAUAUUUCCAUAUUUGGGCAUGGUUGUAACCAUAUUUGGACACAUGAAAGUGUUGAAGGUUGAACUGGACAGUGUUUUUGUCACAUAUAACUAUUCUGAUGGAAAUGUACGAGAAUACACUUGCCAGGAGUAUACAUGCAUUCUUUAUCACAUGGAGUAGAGUGAGACCUUUACAAGAAGGACUCGAAACUUUAUAAAUAAUACGAGGACCUGAAACCUUACAUUAUACACUGUGCGUCAGUACAAUGAGAAAAUAUCAUGAGAUAUAGUCAAUAAUAUAGCAACUCACACAUACCAUGUAUUAGUACAUUUUUCAGAAAAUCAUUUAAAGCACCUUGGAGUGAAAAUUUGAUGUGUUUAAGCUUUCAAAACUUUUUGUACGACUUUUGUAAUUGUUCUUUAGUUUUUAAAAUGUGAAAAGUAGAUUGUAAUCUUAAUUAUUGUAAGAUCAGCGGAAAACUUGAAAAACAUUAAAAAAUGGAUAAUCGAAGAAAUUAAGCAGAAAGUUAAUGAUUUUUCAGGAUAUUGGUUUCGUUCGAUGAUUUAAAUUUGCUUGAUUUGAAAAUUGUAAAUUGUGUAAAAAGUUUAUACUGAUAAGAUAUGAAUAAAGUGAUAAGGUUAUAUGUGCAUUGUGCAUUGUGCAUUGUGCGUGUCAUCUAAC
This is a messenger RNA of Bolinopsis microptera, 2658 nucleotides long. RefSeq names its product terminal nucleotidyltransferase 5C-like. Bases 2 to 1246 code for a protein of 414 amino acids. Gene Ontology annotation, molecular function: RNA binding; poly(A) RNA polymerase activity. The transcript is spliced from 7 exons. NCBI's taxonomy places the organism in Eukaryota, Metazoa, Ctenophora, Tentaculata, Lobata, Bolinopsidae. The record is from RefSeq and is a predicted model, not a curated record. Gene Ontology annotation, biological process: mRNA stabilization.